This is a messenger RNA of Bombus pascuorum, 7564 nucleotides long. RefSeq names its product protein PALS1. Gene Ontology annotation, cellular component: adherens junction; plasma membrane. The coding region runs from base 1511 to 4864 and encodes 1117 amino acids. Gene Ontology annotation, biological process: morphogenesis of an epithelial sheet; protein localization to plasma membrane; establishment or maintenance of polarity of embryonic epithelium. The record is from RefSeq and is a predicted model, not a curated record. The transcript is spliced from 19 exons. Gene Ontology annotation, molecular function: protein binding. NCBI's taxonomy places the organism in Eukaryota, Metazoa, Arthropoda, Insecta, Hymenoptera, Apidae.
GUUAACACGCACAGGUUCACACCCAUCCUCGACAAUACACUUUAGAGCUCCGGUGUCGCGGGAAACUGAUAGGACGGUCUUCUUCAGGAGUCAGUUCCACAGUGUAGUGAAUCGAUGCGAAUGGCUCGUGACUCAGAAACUUUAGAAAUAAUCGAAUAGAACGAAAAGUGAUGUGCUUCUGGAACUGAAUAGGGUGGCCGAAUUUGUUUCUAAUUCGCGAGAUCGUACAGUCGAACCUAAAGGACAAGAAGAUACGUUAAUCAUUACAGCACGAUAAAGAUUUGCGAACGUUCAUCGGGAAUACAGGUUAAUCGUUUUACGGUGAAAUCCUCUUUUGAUCCUGCGUGAUCGAGAUGUCGCAAGUAUCCUCCACCGAGGGAGGCAUAGAAUGAAGAUGAUGUAGACAACAAACGAGAGGCGAGAGGCAGAAUCACGUAGAAACGACGGCCUGUAAAGCAACAGUGCUCUCUUGUGUAAUGAAAUUCCAUCAUAGGAAGUGCAUUUGAUUGGGACCUACCGUCGACGAAAGUGAGGAGAAGUUAGCAUGAGGAUAGCCCGUGUUAGUCCGGUCUCGACGAAUCGAGGCUCCUUCGCGGUUCCCGAAUACCACCCGAAUAGACCCAUGCAGUUAAGGAUGCGAGCAGUCAGGAUGACCGAAGCAAGCGAGGAGUCGUGUUCAGUGAAAGCUCUAAUCGAUAAGCUAGGACUCGAGGGAUUCUGAAUUUGUUGAUCGUUCGAGAAGCGAGUCUUCGUUGCAAGGAUGUAGGGGGGCCCAUACUCGGGGCCCCAGUGAGGGUUUCCUCCAAGGACUCUUCCGAAUCGCUCAUAUUAACCAAAACUAAAAGGAACGUUAAAAGAAGCUUCAUUACGAAUCCCUCGUACUCGUAUUAAAAUAUAUAAAGAGAAAUAUAUAAAAAAGAACGAUAUUAUUCCUCCUGUGAUUUUUCGAGUUUGCAGCAGACCCUGCCAAAAGUAUAUUACCAACGUACUUAAUCAAGAGGAACGAUCGGAUAACGCUACGUGUUCGUUAGCAACGUUUUUUAAAGAAAUAUCCGCCGCUAGUUCUCUUGUCGUUUUAGUCAUUUAAUCGGUGUACGUAAAUAUAACAACCUUAGAUAAUUGUUAGUGAAGUUGAAAGUUCCCGGGGCGGCUCGACAAUUCCAUCGGUUCGAAUCAGCCGAGCGAAAACUGUGUCAAACCCGUCGUCGAAAAAUUUUGGCUCCAGUCUUAAAACCUGAAAAACAGAGAAAAAUAGAGAAGCAAAAAAAAAAAAAAGAAGGAAAUAGAAUCGAAAGAGAGGAAGAAGAAGAUAGAAUGCGUUUACGUGUAGGAAAACGUGGAUGUUGUUAGUAGUAUAUGUAGAUGGUGAUAUACCGAUGGAUAUAUAAAAUGAGAUGCGAAGAUGCAAGAGGAAACGAAAAGAAUGGGACGCGGUAACGACGUUAAUAUCGGCGAAUCGUUUUUUCGGUGAUGAUAGGGCGGCUGCGCCUAUCAUCGACUUUAAUCAAGCAUGUCGCGUCAAGAUUCGCCUGAAGCAUCGUUCUCUCCUGGUAAUGGAGUAGACCAGUGUCUAUCGUUGAAGCCAGGAGAAAUGAUCGAUCUAGGGGGAUAUAUUAUCAUAUUGAUCAAAGAGAAUAACAAGAUCAAACUGUACGGUUCUCCGGCCAACAACAGGGACACAUUGGAAGCGGUCGACGAAAUUUUAGAAGUUAACGGUAGCAGGCUGGAAAAUUCCAGUCAAUCAGAAAUUAUUCAAUACAUAUGUCAGUGCGUCAGCUCACGAACGAUAUGUCUGCGAGUGCGGAAGAAAAGGGGAAAGGACAAGGAUACGGGUGACGCGAAACAGACGCGGUUAAUCGUUUCAUUAUCGUUGGACCGCGGAUUCUUACUCAUCUACGAUACUAAUGCGUAUUACGUAGUGCCGGACGAGUUCAGCUCUGGUCUGGUGCAGGAAGCUUGGGUCAUCGCCAUCGAAAGGCGUGCAAAGGAACGAUUUAAGCGGCUCACGUCUCACUGGAGGUUCCAGCCGUGCGAUAUUCUGGACAAAGAGAUCAACGAGGCAGUCGCGUCCACGAGCGGGGACAGCGCGAGCAAAAAUGUGACGGGCAACCAAAUUACCGUGACGCGUGUCGACAAGGAACAGAUCACGAACGUCUUCACUCCUAAGCUAAGCAACGGUACCAUACCUAAGGGCAUAGUGAAAGAGACGAAAGAAGCGAAGGAAGGGAAGGACGCGGCCGAGAAACAGCGGACCUAUCCAGAGGAAACGAAGCUUUUAACACCGGCGCAAGGCGGAAGAGUCGGUGAACGACGUGCCAGCAGUCCUUUCCAAAAUGGUCAGACAGAAGUCCUGAUCGGGGAGCUGGAGGGCGGCCCAAGGUCGCCGAGGGGAUCCACGUCUUCGGCAGUGAACGACGCCAAUUUCCUCAAUACACCGGAUGAACGUGACGAUCAGAAGCCCAUUUACAGGUCCCGAAGGCGUAGCGGCAGUGGCGUGACGGACUCGCAGCAGCAACAGCAGCAGCAGCAGAAGCCGCAGGAAGGGCUGGGUCCCGAUGAGAUGUGGGCUCCUGGCGGGCUAGGGCCUCACCGGGAGCUACCAGUCGACGUACCCGACACCCUUCUACAGAAGGCCUAUCCCAACAAGACCGGUUUGAACGGGGUGAAACCUGCCAUCCCCCCGAGAGAUCAAAAGAGGGCACCUGCCAGACCGCCGAAAGAUAAUCUACGUUUGUCCACGCAGAACAAUAAUGUGGAGAGCACCGAUAACGCGAAUGCCGAGCCCACGCAACAGCAACUGCAUUCCAUCAGGAAAUAUCAGGAACAGCUGCGGAAACGAAAGGAUGAAGAGGAGAGACAGGAGAUACUCAAUCGGUCGCUACGCGGCUCUACCAAGUUGCACGCGUUGGAAAGCCACGCGACCAGUCUCUCGGGUCAGGAAAACCUCGCGUACGCCCAAGACGAGGUGACCACCACCACCACUGUCAGCCGCGCACCGCAUGUCACCGCGAGCGCCACGCUAGAAGUCGAGGAGCCUCCCAGGCCCCUCACGUACGGAGAGGUCGUCGCGACGCUGGAGAGGCUACAGCUUCAGUUGCGCAAUAUUUCCGGUGCUCUAGGCAUUUCGGGACCCGGCGUGGAAGCGGAACUCGAAGCGGUACGGACGCUUCUGGUGCAAAGUCAAUUCGCAUCUGCCCUCGCCACCCAUCACGUCCUCAGAAAUCGCUUAAGAUCCAGCAAAGUUCUCAAACAUCACGCUGAAGACGCUUCCAGUUUGGCUCGCGACUGUGUAGACAUACUGGAGAAAUGGCAGUCGUCGUCGACGGCAACAGGUGUCGGCGGAGCGGAAACUAUCGCCGCCGUGGAGGAGCUGACCGGAAUUUUGACGAGCUACGAUAUGGAAGCUCUUCUACUCGCUCACGACUCGAUCAUCUCUUACGUCGACGGAUUACAAAGGAAACAGAGUCCUUCGUCCUCGUCGCCGAGCGGUCCACCGAGCCCUACCUCUAGCUGGAGAGGCUCCCGGGUCGUGGACAACAUUAAAAUUAUCAGAAUCGACAAAACUAACGAACCAUUAGGUGCUACGGUUAAGAACGAGGGUGACGCUGUUAUAAUAGGUCGUGUUGUACGCGGAGGAGCGGCACACAAGUCUGGACUCCUACACGAAGGCGAUGAAGUUCUGGAAGUAAAUGGCGUGGAAAUGCGUGGCAAGACCGUGAACGAGGUGUGCGAUAUUCUAGCCGGUAUGCAGGGUGGUCUGACUUUCCUCGUGCUCCCGGCGCCCACGAGUCACAGGAACAAUCUAUCAAGUAGAAGGGAAGACACAAAUCAGAUACAACACAUACGAGCCCACUUCGACUAUGAUCCCGAAGAAGAUCCUUACAUACCGUGCCGAGAACUGGGUGUCAGUUUCCAAAAGGGUGACGUGUUACACGUGAUCUCUCAAGAGGAUGCUAACUGGUGGCAGGCGUAUAGAGAGGGUGAAGAGGAUCAGACUUUGGCUGGUCUGAUACCCAGCAAAGCCUUCCAACACCAGCGAGAAUCCAUGAAACAGUCCAUCGCCGGAGACAAAUCGACCGCACGCGACUCUAAGAAAUCCAGUACGUUGUUGUGCGCCAGAAAGAAUCCAAAGAAAAAGAAACGAAACAAGUUCGGGGCGAAUUACAACGACGACGGGUAUCCGCAUUACGCAACGACUGCCAUCGACGAUUAUGACAGCGAGGAGGUGCUUACGUACGAGGAAGUCGCGUUGUACUAUCCAAGGGCGAAUCACAAAAGACCGGUAGUCCUAAUAGGGCCACCAAAUAUUGGACGACACGAGCUGAGACAGAGGCUGAUGCAAGACAGCGAGCGUUUCGCAGCGGCAAUUCCUCACACGAGUCGUCCCAGGAAGGAUUCGGAAGUAGACGGCCAGGACUACCACUUCAUUUCUCGUUCUCAAUUCGAGUCCGAUAUUCUCUGUCGAAAGUUCGUCGAGCACGGCGAAUACGAGAAAGCUUAUUACGGUACCUCCGUGGAGGCUAUACGAUCCGUUGUAAAUUCCGGUAAAAUUUGUGUUCUUAAUCUCCAUCCGCAAAGCCUGAAGAUCCUUCGAAAUUCGGAUUUGAAACCGUACGUGGUGUUCGUGGCGCCGCCGAGUUUGGAGAAGCUACGACAGAAGAGGAUCAAGAAUAACGAGAGCUUCAAGGAAGAGGAAUUAAAGGACAUUAUAGAGAAAGCGCGGGAAAUGGAGGACAAAUACGGUCAUCUGUUUGAUAUGAUCAUUAUAAAUACGGACACGGACCGAGCGUACAAUCAGCUGCUGACGGAGAUCAAUUCACUGGAACGGGAGCCUCAAUGGGUGCCUGCGUCUUGGGUUCAAUAAAUUUGGAACAGAGGCUUUCGGGAUACCAUCGAGCCAGAUAUAUUUUCGCUGAAACGCGUAGCGAAAAGCUAGGCAAUUGAGAGAGGCGGCUUUAAAGUCUGACUGGAGAUACUUCCAAGGACUGGUUCUUUUACUGGUGCCUGUUAUACAAUUUUACGUUUCGUACACGCGCGUAAUUAAACUCCUUGCCAGGCUAUCGUACUUCAAGUACCGCUGGUUUGGUGUAGUCUUCCGUGUCGUAUAUGGUGCCAUCUGAUAUUCGAAGAUCGUCGCGUCAGCAAGCAUUUUAGAGGGCGUGGAAAAUCCCCGUCUCGUUGUGAUUUAUCGUUCCUCGAGCCUCGAGGUCUGGCGUCCACCCAGGAAACAGGCAACGAGAACAUCGAGAUCCUCGACUUUGAAUGUCGAAGGAUCCUCCGAUCGACUGGCGUGGCGCUUGUUUUUCAUCGUAACCGGCAAACACUCUAGGUUUCCUCGGCGUAAUUUGUACCGCGAGAUGCCCCGAGGGAAAAAUCGCUACUACUCCGCAUAAGAUAUUAUAUAAUAACGUUUUCCAAAGAUGUGUGAAUCUUGAAAGAGAUCGUCCUACUUCUUUCAAAAGUCACCAGAUAAUUCCCCAGGAUAAUACCGAGCCGCGAAGAAAAAAAAAAAGAGAAGCGAACCGGAACCGCGAAAAUCUUGGACGGCAGCAGCCUUUUCACUCCGCGAAAGAAUCGAAAGACUUUCACACUUGUUCGUAUCUUGCGCUGUCAGGAAUUUUCACGGCGAUCCUAUAGCAGGGAGGCGCGGUCUCUAGCGCAGAGUUUUUUAAGUCAAAAAGAAAUAUUUCGCAGGACUUUGCGAGUUGUUAAACGAUUAACGUAAAGACAAGAAAACAAAAAAAAAAAAAAAAAAACCACGUUUCCUCGUAUUUGUAAUUUCGUGUGAACUAGUAAUUCGAAGAAGGCGGAACUCAUAAACGUUUCAUCGUUCGCCCUAGGCACUUUCUCGUGUUUGUUUAGAGAAAAGAAUCAUAACUUUUAAUCCAAGUAGACAUCGUUAAUGCGAGUAUAGACAUAGGCUCGUGUGUGAACCAGCGUAAACAAAUUUUUAAGACACUUUCGAAUGAAACAGAAACUUCUAGGGUACUUCUUUCGUUUUCGUCCUCGAGCGACCAUUAGACCUUUCUUCUUUUUGUUUUCUAAUCCGACAUCGAUACUCCAUGUCAGCCACUGUUAUAUUUACCACCUACGUGCAUCCUCUAUAUCCUCGACUAGCAAUAACGCAAGAUGUUUUUCGAGUCGAAGAUCAUCGCUGAAAAUGAAACAUGGUUUCGUGGCUCCAAAGAAAAAAAAAAAAAAAAAAAAAAAAAAAAGAUAAAAUAAUAAAAAAAAAAAAGAAACCAAAAGAGUCAAGUGAGAAAAAAUUAAUAGAAAUCGCAUCGACGAUCGAUCGUUUUUAGUUCAGAGAGGAGAGAUUUUCCGAGGGUAGUUUAAUUUCGAUGUCGUAAACCCAGCUAGCAGCGAAAAAACAAUGUUUCCAAAUGAGAGAAACGCGAAAAAAAAGAGAUACUAAUUGCUACCUUUUUAGCUCACUAUUUAAACAAAAGAAAAUUAUGUUAAGAAAUCACGCACGAUGGUCGGAGUAAUUGUGCCAAGUGAUUGGGCCGCGUGUUAAGGAGGACACGAGAACUGAAAUGUGCCAAAAUAUUUGAGUCUCUUUAGAAGAGACUGGGAGAGGGAGAGAGAGUUUUGUUCAGGAAUGACGUAUUAUUAAAAGAGAAAGAAGGAGGAAAAUGUGAGAGGCAAAGAAAUACAAAGAGAGACAGAGAAGGAAGAAAGGACUUUGGAGAAACACGCUCAACGGCACUUUCGUAUCUGUCAUUAUAUUGAUUCUGUAAAUAUUUGUGCACUUGUAUAGAAAAAAAGAAAGAGAAGAUGAAUAAGAAGUUAUUAUCGUUAUUAUUAUUAAAUAUUAUAAUUAUAUUAAUUAUUAUUAUUAUUAUUACCAUUAAUUGCUUCGACUUUAUUCUUGUUAAUUGUCAUCGUAUUACCCGUAUUCUAUUUUCUCGAGCCAUUUUGAGACACAGGUCGUUUUAAAUGACGCGAACGAAGGUCAGUAACACGAUUGUAUUUUUUAAGUGCUAAUCAAAAAUCCCCGACGACAGCCUUUAUUUCUGUCUUUUUAUUUUUCGUCUUUUUUUUUUCCUUUUUUUAGCUGGAUCUGUGCUCGAGUAUGCGGCGUCGUUAAUGCGUUAUGCCCGACAAAUCAAUUAGGAUUUCCGUAGGUAAUGCGUUAACAGUGCACGCGAAAUGUACAGAAAGAGAGAGAGAGAGAAAGAGAGAGAGAGAGAGAAUGUGUGAGUUUGGAAUUUGUCCCUGUUCGAAGUGUGUGUACAUUAAUUACCGUUGCUCCCGAGUAUUUUUCUCGACAAUCCAACUUCAUUUUAUGUGUAAAAUAAACGUACAACAUCAAGGAGGAAAUUGUAUGUAUAGGUGCAUAUGUUUUGUAUAUACGUACGGUAUAUACGCACACAUGUAUGGAGAGAAUCGAACGAGAACCGAAUAUCAAAAAAACCGACCAUUGUUGUUAAUCUCGAGUCAGCUAUUUUUAUGCCUUUUCGUUUCAUCCAGCUGUUCUUCCUUCUCGAGCCCGUCAAACACGUAUGAAACAAACGGAAGACCGGAAGUCUGAAAUAGUCUGAAUAUACGAAGCGUUGCCUUA